Messenger RNA from Candidula unifasciata, 398 nucleotides. NCBI's taxonomy places the organism in Eukaryota, Metazoa, Mollusca, Gastropoda, Stylommatophora, Geomitridae. The record is from the annotation of a GenBank genome assembly.
GUAUGGCAGGAGUGGCUAUGUUAGCCUCCCACUGGAACUUGCCUAUUUUUGGCUGGGUGUCCAACGAUCAUUCCCUAGAGGACAGAACUGUUUACACUACUCUUGUGCGUCUUCUGGGUCCGUUGAACCAGUUCUCGUACACCAUGAACUUUGUCACCAUCUUGUUCCGAUGGCGACGUUUCGCCAUGAUUUACGACGCAGAUUCCGCUUACAAAUCAGUCAAUGACGCCAUCACAGUGUAUCUGACAGAGAGAAACAACACCGUUACCUCCCAACACGUUGUCUACGAGAGCCUGCCUGACAGCCAGAUUCAAAAAAUCUUUCAACAAGUGCGGAAAUACGCUAGAGUGAUAGUGUUCUCUGUUCCCUGGAUGACCAUGAGAAAGUACAUGCUGGUA